Symbiodinium sp. CCMP2592 is the source of this 2097-nucleotide messenger RNA. NCBI's taxonomy places the organism in Eukaryota, Dinophyceae, Suessiales, Symbiodiniaceae. The record is from the annotation of a GenBank genome assembly.
AUGACCAGAUUCCUAGCCUUCGUGCUCUUGUACGCCUCUGCCGAGCCCAUCUACAUCGCAGAUCUUAUUGAGGAGGAGGCUGCUUUCUGCCCCACUGAGUACUCCAGCGAACUUGAGAGACUCUUCCCGCCAAUCCCUUUUUGGUGCUUCUUUAUGCUCUUUGCCCUCACGGUCCUCUUCGGAAUCCUGGGUGGCAACGGUGGCGAGAGGAGUGCCGGAAUCCUCGGCCCAUCGUCGAGCUCGACGAGGCCGGACAGCAGCCAGAUUUUGCCUGCGGGCCUGGCUGACAGCGCAAAAGGCUUGCUCGGAACAAGAGCUGGCCAGAGCUUGCGGUGUGCUGCGACACCACCACAGUCGCAGCACAUUGCCGGCGGCAGUGGAAAGAAGGCUACAGAUACAAAAGCGACAUUUUGCCCGGACUGUGGUGGACACUGGAAGAGUUGCAUGCAGCCCCAGACCUACACAGCCAGAGACGACAACCCUCCUUGGAAAGCUUCCUGGAGGGCGGAGGAGGCCAAAUCCCCUCGCCGACCAAGGCCUUCUCCACGACGACAUGGCAAGGGACAGCAGAAAGGAAAGGAAGCCGGAGAGGGUGCCGGGAAGGGCAAAGACAUGCCUCCACAGCCCCCCUCUAUGGACAUCUUGCCGACGGCGCCGGCUCAGCCAUCGGUUGCAGUGCCCAAGAAGGGGCCGACAGAGAUGCCGCCGGACCCUGCCAAAGCACAACUGGAAGCACUGUUGGGAGCCCUGUCCUCGUCGACGGCGUCGCUUCCUCCAAUAGCCCAGCAGAUGAUCGCGACCAUGCAAGAAUCUACAGCACAAUGUGCAACUCGAGCUAUGCACAAGGCGGUAGCCGAACAGGCAAAAUCCCGCCAAGCGUUGGCAAAGGUGCAAAGCCAGCGUGCAGCCUAUCUCCAGUCAUGGCACACGUACAUGUCACAACUAGCCUCCUUGCUGGAAAGCCAGGUUGCAGAGCAGGCAGCGAUCCUCGAGAAAUUCGACCAGUCCGAAAUAUUGUGGUCCCAAGCGGACCACCAGGCGACCCAAGCCCUGGCCCGCUUAGCAGGGGCCGAGGCGGGCACCACCACGGACCCGGUGGAGCGCGACAUGGAGGUCUCAGAGGAUGCAGUGGAACAGGCUAUCGAGGUGGAGCAGAAACUACAGGCAGCUACGCACGAGAGCCAGCAGUCGGCCAAGAAAAUGGUCGAUGCACUUCACGAAAUGAGGCAGUCGGCAGAAGACCAGCUGCAGAAGGGCGGAAGAGAAGGAUCUCGCACGCCCAGACGAACGACAACGGUGGAGCCCACCGACGAGAAUGGGGAAAGCAGGGAUGCCAAAGAUGGGGGGCCAAAAGCUGGCGCUACUGGCGCUGCGCUCUCGGCCUUCAAGCUUGGUGGUGCAGCCUUCGAGCACAACAUUGUUACAGCCAUGGGUGAGAUGGACGCUGGGCAUCCGGACGACUGCCCGGUCCCGGCUGUCUCAUUCUUCCGUGUUCCUUCCGAGCGCAUGGGUGGGCCGGAUGUUGAGCACGAUGCGGAUGAGGGGGCUGUGCAGGAGCAGGUCAGGUUCGAGGUCAAAGGCCAGACCGAUUUGCUUUUCCACGAUUGGGCUCUUCAGUUCGACCGCAUGGUGCGUCUGGUGCCAGAAGAUUUUGAUUACACUCUCCUGCGCCGGCCGGCGGCCUUGCUGGUACCGGAGCUUCGUGCCCUCUUUGACGCAACCCAGCGGGGAAGGUAUACCGUGUUUGAGCCAGGUCAACGGCCCCGAACUCGGCAAUGCCACGUGAGCUGGCUGCUUGAGGACUUUGUGGCAGAUGCAGUGGGUAGCUCGGUGCAACAGCCGCGCUCAGUUCAGAUUCUGCAGCGGCCCCUUGCAGGGCUUCCAGGGCCGCACCUGGUUCUCACACACCUGGAUGCUCCAUGGGCUUUCCUUGCAGUGCCUUUUGACAUGCGAGGCUCGCACGGCAAUGUUGUCACAGCACAUGUGCCGCCUGCAAUACCACUGGAGCUAGUUCCAGGCUACGUUGCGCAAGGAGCUCGCCGCUACAACAGCUACCACAACCUGCAUGCAGCCGCCUUCCAGACGAAACCGCUCUAG